AUUCACUCAGAGAUAGAUCUCCUCGUCAUGAUGACUGUAAGCGGAAAGCCUAAUAGUGCAGCAGUUCCGUGGCAGAGAGACUCGGUUUCUGCGAGUGUCUUUGGUGGGGUAUGGAUACUUCUCCCCAUUUCUUUCAUCUACCAGUCUGACGUUUACCAGUGCGGUGACUGCAUCAUACCUUAUUGUGCCACCAGAGGAAGAGACGCCACUUGGACUAGCUACCUCUAGAAGCAGUACCUGGAGAUAGAAGCAUAUCACCUUCCCACUAUC
This is a messenger RNA of Aspergillus novofumigatus IBT 16806, 270 nucleotides long. RefSeq lists its product as uncharacterized. The coding region runs from base 31 to 228 and encodes 65 amino acids. The transcript has a single exon. The record is from RefSeq and is a predicted model, not a curated record. Lineage: Eukaryota; Fungi; Ascomycota; Eurotiomycetes; Eurotiales; Aspergillaceae.